Messenger RNA from Brassica rapa (field mustard), 1610 nucleotides. RefSeq lists its product as uncharacterized. The record is from RefSeq and is a predicted model, not a curated record. Lineage: Eukaryota; Viridiplantae; Streptophyta; Magnoliopsida; Brassicales; Brassicaceae.
UUGAAUGAAACCUUGUGGGUAGGUGAAGUGGAUCAUUGGUCUUUAAGGAUUCAACUAAUAUCUUUUACUGGAUGCAUCGGCGGUUACGCAUCCAUGUCAUCGAACUGGUUCGCAUGAACAUAAAAGGACACCACAUGUGACUUGGGUUUCAAUAACAUAAAUUUCAUGGCCCAACUACGGAUCUCCCUCUCUGCUGAAAGGUGCCAUAAAAAAUAGCUCACCUACAUAUAAGCCCAACAAAACAUACAUCCGAUACGUUUAAGUUCUUGCUGAUGUGUCACUCUCUCCUUGCACUAUUUACUGAUGUGGAAUCCUAUGUGGCAGCCUUAGGAGUGAUCCAAACACUACUUUAUAUAUAAAGAUGUAUGUAUAUCAGUAUAUAAGCUUUUAAUUAGUCUUCUUAUUAUUAAUGGUUAAGCAUUAAUUCUCCUUGCAUUACAUAUGCUAGGUUUUUUGGUAUUUUACCUUGACAUUAAUCCACGAUUGAACAUAUUGAUGUAGUAGAUCGAUUCAAGCAUUAACAAUACAUAUAUAUAGUCUAGAUUAGUGGGAAAUAAUAAAGUUUCUAUUAGAAAAGAGCCCUUAGGGGAAGGUAAGUGGGACGCAUGAAUAAAGGGGGUUUAUAUCACCCAACAAUAAAAAUCACCCAAAUAAAAUCAAUGUGCUUCCCUAUAAACAUUCUUCUUGUCAUUUUCCUCACAACCAUCUUCUACUUUGGCCAACUUUUUAUCUUUUGUUGCCGUAAAAAAGAAAUUCAAAUAUGCAAAUCUCCACUCACACAUUAUACAUUCUCUUUUUACAAUCCUUAGAAUGCCCUUUUUGCCGUCUUCCCCUUGUCCUCUUCCUGCUGUACUCCUGAUUCUCUUCCUUUCGGAAUUUCGUCGAAAUAUUCAACAACCCUAUAUUUUUAAUUAUAUUCUCAUGCAGAUUAAAUAAUAAGAAUAUAUCGCCCCUUUUCUUCCAUAUAUAACACAACAUACGUAACAUGACCCCAAACCCUAUAGCAACACACUCUCCACGACUCAUAUUAUACCGUGUACGUCAUGAGUUCAGUAGCAAGAGACCGAAAGGAACAAAUGGUAAUCCAGUCUUCAAUCGUGUUGCUUCAAGAAAGAUUCAGACAACUUCAGAGAACGCGAGAGUUAAGAGCUGAGCGAGAGCUCCUUAACCCUAAACCUAACCACCAAGACAACAAUAUCUUACAAUAUUACACCCAACCCGCGAGUUUUGAUUUCUUCCAGUUUCUACCUCUUAACUCUCAAACAUCCUCGUCACAGCAGCUCCUCUCCCUCUCCUUAUGCCCUAUCUCCACCUCUGAUUCCACUGAAAAGCCUAGCUUUUAUCAUCACUGGCCAAAUAAAGACGACAAGAAGAAGGUGGUUGGGACUGAUCGACACGACGAUGUUGAUACGUCUCUGCGUCUCUAAGUUCAUAAAGUUUCUCCUCAGUCUUUUUGCUUUUUAUUUAUACAAAUGUGUGUAUAACCCUUUCUGGUCGGUAUGCUCUUAUAAGGAGUCUUGUAUCUUUAGCGAAAAAAAGGCGUCUUGUAGGUGGUAAUGAUAUGUAUGUUCAAAUGCAAUCAUAUAUAGUAUUACAUGUUUCAGAGCUAA